Molecule: messenger RNA, 1233 nt
Organism: Rhododendron vialii
Lineage: Eukaryota; Viridiplantae; Streptophyta; Magnoliopsida; Ericales; Ericaceae
Product: GTP-binding protein YPTM2-like
Exons: 8
Coding region: 330-941 (203 amino acids)
Molecular function (GO): GTPase activity; GTP binding
Source: RefSeq, a predicted model, not a curated record
AUUUUAAAGCCGGCGGUGCUCAUCAUCUUUUGAUAAUGGGCACGUGAUCCCAUGCAUGGAGUCAACCUCACGAUAUUUCCACCCCACCCCCCUUUUGACAGGUAAACCGUACGCGUCGCCCGCCAGGCCGCCAGUUGUAUAUCUUCGCGCCCCAGAAUAAAAUAUCUUCAUCUGGUGAAUCUGGUCUCAUUCUCAUGCGAUCGCUGCCGUAACAGGAAACAAACCCCUCUUCUCGUCCACUAAUUCCCGUCGCCGAUCCAAUCCCUGGCCGAUCGCCGUCGGCGUAAGGAGAGACAAUUCGUGCUCCGACGCCGGUGAAAAACUUUGUCAUGAAUUCCGAAUAUGAUUAUUUGUUCAAGCUUUUGCUAAUUGGAGAUUCUGGAGUUGGAAAGUCAUGUCUUCUUCUGAGAUUUGCUGAUGAUUCAUAUCUGGACAGUUAUAUUAGCACAAUUGGUGUCGACUUUAAAAUACGCACCGUGGAACAAGAUGGAAAGACCAUUAAACUUCAAAUUUGGGACACUGCUGGACAAGAACGCUUCAGGACAAUCACUAGCAGUUACUAUCGUGGGGCGCAUGGUAUUAUAAUAGUGUAUGAUGUAACGGACCAGGAGAGUUUCAACAAUGUUAAACAAUGGUUGAAUGAAAUUGAUCGUUAUGCCAAUGGGAGUGUAAACAAACUCCUUGUUGGAAAUAAGUGUGACCUCUCUGCUAAUAGAGUUGUAUCCUACGAAACGGCCAAGGCAUUUGCGGAUGAAAUUGGCAUUCCAUUCAUGGAAACAAGUGCAAAAAAUGCAACUAAUGUUGAGCAGGCUUUCAUGGCCAUGUCCGCUGACAUCAAGGACAGGAUGGCCAGUCAACCGUCUAUGAACGCGAAGCCAACCACAGUGCAAAUACGAGGGCAACCUGUUGGCCAGAAGUCUUCGGGCUGCUGCUCCUCUUAGUUGGCUAAUUCCUCUGUUUUUCCAAAGGCUUUGUAACCUGUAUCACUACCAUUUUCAAAAUAAAAUCCUCACUUCAUUUGAUUGGUAUCCUAAAUUCGAAUCUGUUUCUCAAACUUUGACUCUUCUGUAUUUCAAAAUUUCAGUUUUAGCGUAUCACAGGAAGGCGUUGUCAUGUGGUUUUCUAAUACUCCGUAGUAUAUUUUACAUUUAUGUGAGUCUCGGUAACAAAACAUAAAUGUAUUAAGUAGAAGAUAGGAGGUUGUUUAUUAAUGAUUACAUUACUUGAGUUUUC